Molecule: messenger RNA, 3956 nt
Organism: Oryzias melastigma (Indian medaka)
Lineage: Eukaryota; Metazoa; Chordata; Actinopteri; Beloniformes; Adrianichthyidae
Product: myelin transcription factor 1-like protein
Exons: 3
Coding region: 3576-3956 (126 amino acids)
Biological process (GO): regulation of transcription by RNA polymerase II
Cellular component (GO): nucleus
Molecular function (GO): RNA polymerase II cis-regulatory region sequence-specific DNA binding; DNA-binding transcription factor activity, RNA polymerase II-specific
Source: RefSeq, a predicted model, not a curated record
GUUUCUCAUCUGUUUUUGAUAUUAUUUAAGAAAGUUUUCUCUAACCUCCAUUUGCUCAGAUUUGUCAUUAGUAAAGAUUAUGCAGCUAAAUAAACUGUUCUAAAUCUGCAAAUACAUAGUUUAAAAUACAAAACAUACUUUGUACCAUUAUUAUCUCAACAAUCCACUAAACAGACUUAUUAAAACUAAAAUCCAAAUCAGGGAAAUCUAAGAGGAAAUUUAGCUUAUUAAUAUAGACCACAAUAAAAAAGACUCAAAGUGACUGCAAGCAGCACAUUGAUUUUGUUUGGGCCAUUCAUUACACUUUUGGUUGUAUAUUUUAUAAUGAUGGUUGCAUGUAAAGAAUUAACUAUUACUAAAUAACAUUAGCAAUGCCUCCCACUACUUUGUCAUUGAAAAAGUAGCAUAUUUCUGUAUCUAUUGAGCCCCUUCCAACAGAAUCACUGGUUACCUCUCAGCUACAGUUGAAUGCACUAUUGUGGAACAUACUCUUUGUCUUUGUGAAACUCUUGUAAGCAUAGCCUUUUUCUGUUUUUUUCUGAUCCAACACGUUUCAGCUGCUUACACUCAGCAGCUUUGACCGUCUCACUCACACAAACCCAUCACGCAGUGCCAAAGAAAGUGAAGUUGUACUAAUAAAACCAUGGUGGAGCAGAGAGAAGGAAAACAGUCAUAAGCAACCUAUUUCCUGAGAAAAGUGGGGCAGGAUAAACUCAGUGGGACAAGCUCCUGAAGCAGUCACAACUUCUCUGGUUAAAAUUCCUCUCAUUGUGUCCUUCCCUGCUCCGGGACCAGAUGUGCAGGAAGCUUUCAGGACAGGAGAGAAAGAUCAGAGACUUUGUUGUUUUCUUUUCUUUCAUCUCCUCACCUCAUGGCUCAUGCUGUUCCUGUUCAGUAUUCAAAUAAAACUCCACUGGCACACAUAUUCACCCACAACUCCACUUGUUUUACUCAGCAUCUCAGAUGUCCCUGUCUCUGAAUCCGCUCAUUGUGUUUAUUCAUUGACUAAAAAUGAAAAUGUUGUUUGUUUGUUUUUUUUAUCAGAAUUGUGUUUUUUAAAUAGGCAUAAAGUGGUGCAAUGAAUAUAUCAAAGGUGUGAGGACUUCUUUUUAUAUUAAUCGUGAUGGUUAUGUUUGCAUGCUGCAAUGUGAUGCUUUACAGUUGUGACAACCACUGAAGCUGGAGCACUGAACACGAUAAAAAACAAAACAUCUUUCUUCAUCUUUCCUCUUUCAUCUUCAUCAUUCUUCUUCUAGCUUGCAUAGAUUACUUGAACAUUCUCUAUACAGACUGUGAAUGUUUUGUGUCUGGGUCUCAGCACAAUGGGAGAUAUUAGCAGUGCUGAUUGAUGCUGAAAACUGACCAAUCUUUAUGAGGUGAAAAAUGUUUCAAAGAAUUUGCCAAGAUGACAAGCUCAAAUGAUAAACCAGCUUGGACUUGUAGAGAUGCAGAACGUGUUAAAAUGAGAAGCCAUAACAAAUGUAUGAUCACAUAGUUGUUGGUCCAUCUGGAAGGCUUGUCAGGUAAAAGCAUCUAGUUUUCAAAGUCUAAUCCAACAACUGAGACCAACAAAACCACAGGAAUCCUGAAAACCAGAGCAAAUCCAAAGUGUACACACUUAACUAUAAGAAAAUCCUCUCUGGGAAACUCAAACUCAGCAUUUCAUCACAAUGUUGUUUCAACUGUCAACCAUUCUGGUGCAGGGAUGCUGAUGACAUGGAACUGUUGCAGGAACAGGAUUUUAAGAUCUUGCAGAUAAAAAUGCACUCUCACCAAAGUGAUCUAGGAUUAAACAUUGGUCUCUCACAAUAAAAUGUCUCAAAAGAAAAUGAUAAAGAUGUGGCGCUGGUGCAGGCAAACUCUACAUCUAAACGUAUUUGUGUUUAGUCACUGAAGUCAACUUUUUAAACGUUUAAAAAUUAAAAAUGAAAGACUUGUGCAAGCAUAAGCAUUUGUAUUGUAUUGGGUUUUCUCUUAAUUUGUCUUGUUUCUUACUUAUAUGAACACGUGUAAAAGCAUAAAAGCUAAAGGUGUAUGACAAACCAAAUUCAGAUUUGAAACAUGAUUACCCAUGUGUUUCAGAGGAGUUGAAUGUCACAUAAAGCAGAUUUAUUCCAAACUGCUAAGUACGGUUACGUCUGUGAUCAUUUUGAUCUACUUAUAUUUUGUUAGCUUAACAGUUUUAAAGAGGUCAAAAAUAUUUUAAACAUUCUCUCCAGAGAAACAUUGUUGUCCGGAGUGAACAACUUUCUGUAAAACGUUUCAGUCUUUGAGUUGGAGACUUUCAACCAGAACCAGAUGUUUGAAGAGGAUCCAGAAGCAGGGAGUGAAGUCUGAGACGAGGUGAACCGAGAGCCACACAGGCCCAGACACCCCGACGUCUUUCUGUCCACAUCUUGUACUUACAUUUGGAAUCGUGUUUUGAAGAAGGGACACUGCAGCAAAUAAAAAGUUCAACAUUCUGUUAUUUUGUUUUGGUUUUGUUUGUGCUUCUUGUUUGUUUCUAGAAAGUAGUCUUGCCUGUACACAUCUCAUCUGCAUGUUUGUUAAACAUCAUUUCUGGUUUUGGAACUGUAUUGUUAUUAUUCAAAACAUGACUCUUGUAGUAAUGUUUUGAUGUUUUUGCUUCUAUUUGAAGGCUUUGAUUUAGCACAUCUGUUGUGGUGUUCUAAAUCUAAAGUGUGUUUUGAGUUGGGGUGCAACACAAAGGAAUCAACUUCAGACGCCAGGAGAAUCUUCCCUCAGGGACACUGUUGCAUUCUGCCUUUCACUGGGCAAAUGGAGAGCAGCAAAGAGAUGGGACAUGAGACAUCAGUCUAGUGAUAGAACAUGAAAGCAUCUUAGUUCCUGCAAAAAUACUAACCUCGUCACACAGUACUGUUUAAAGUUUUUUCUUUUUGUUUUGCAUGAGAAAAACAUGCAUUGAGUGUAAAAUGCAGAUUGAAAAUAAAGGAGUGGACUGAGGAGGGGAAGGGAAGGCUUCUUGUGGAUGUGGCCCACUUUAUUACAGAGCACUCCACAGUUCAGCAUUUAUUUUUGGGUUUGCUGCAGUCUAGUUGUAGCCACUGAUGUUCGGCCCUACUCUGAACCUCCAGGUCCUGCAGACCCCCACCAGCUCUCCUGUGUUGUCCAUUCACGUUAGAUUAGGUCACACACUCUUCUGACCACAGAGGCCAAAGAUUCAGAAGAGUGCUGUGCGCAGAGCUGUACUUGUCCUUAAGGACUGAAGACUUUCUCUUCAUUUGACCCUCUUAAAGCUCACAUUUACAAACUCAAACAGAAUAGGUUUUGUGUUAAAAUCAUCUUUCCAAAUCUGAAAAGGAACCUCUAAUGUGCAUCCCAUGUGUGCACCAUGUUCUCUGUGAUCUGACCCGAGAAAGUGAAUGUUUUUGACUGCUUUUUAAUCACAUACUUUCUGUCUUUUAUCCCUUUCUCUCCAUCCCCAUACUUUUGUAUAUCCCUCUAUCAUCCGACAUAAUCAUCUGACUGCAUACAUCUCCGCACACACAACAUUCACAUGCACUUUUCAGAGUCCAGGUCUAGAUGUUGAUGAGAACGGUACGUUGGACCUGAGUAUGAGCAAGCGUCUGUGCAGCGGUGGUGCAGGGGAUGCAGUUCUAACCCCUCUAGAGCCAAUGUCCCCCCAGAGGCAAGCCGCCCUGCUGGGCUCCCGCUGCUAUGGCAUGGGGGACGCAGCAGACUGCUGGGAUCUCCCUGUAGACUACACCAAGAUCAAACACAUAGAUGAGGACGAGAAAGAGACGGAUGACCUUGAUCCUUUCCAGGACUUACUGGAUGAUCGUUCCUACACCACAGAUGUCAACAUGCCCAGCCCCAAGCCCAAGUAUGUCCAGUGCAAGGAGACUAAGAAGGACCUGAUAACUCUCUCCGGCUGUCCUUUAGCAGAUAAAAGCAUUCGAAGUAUGCUGGCCAACAACGCGCAGGAGCUCAAGUAA